This is a messenger RNA of Vanrija pseudolonga, 1441 nucleotides long. It is a transcript of the gene NPT1, whose product is annotated as Nicotinate phosphoribosyltransferase. The coding region runs from base 93 to 1415 and encodes 440 amino acids. Gene Ontology annotation, molecular function: nicotinate phosphoribosyltransferase activity. NCBI's taxonomy places the organism in Eukaryota, Fungi, Basidiomycota, Tremellomycetes, Trichosporonales, Trichosporonaceae. Gene Ontology annotation, biological process: NAD+ biosynthetic process via the salvage pathway. The record is from RefSeq and is a predicted model, not a curated record. The transcript has 5 exons. Gene Ontology annotation, cellular component: cytosol.
CGGGUGAGACAAGCACAGCCCGCGGCAACCUCCUCGGCCUCAUCUCACUCCUUCUCUCAACUUUGCCCCCACCGCAGGACAGCAGCACUACAAUGGCCGCAACAGACGCCUUCAGCCUCGGCGCCGAGGAGGUCGAGCUCCCCUUCAGCAUCCUCGACACGGACCUGUACAAGCUUACGAUGCAAAAUGCCGUCCUGAAGCACUUUUACGACUCUCAGGUCAUUAUCCGCUUCACAAACCGCGCUCCGCAGAUGCGCUUCACCCGCGAGUGCUUUGACUGGAUCCAAGCGGCCGUCAAUCGCCUCGGUGAGCUCCGCCUCAAGCCCGAGGAGCGGAAACGGCUGCACGAGGCAUGCCCCUACUUCCCCGACUCGUACCUCGACUUCCUCACCAACAUUCGCCUCACGCCAAAGGAACAGGUGCGGUUGACGUUCAAUGCCGGCGAGGACGGACUGGGCGAAAUCGCGUGCGAGAUUGAGGGGCCCUGGCGCGAGACCAUCCUGUACGAGGUACCGAUCAUGUCGAUCAUCUCGGAGAGCUACUUCAAGUUCGUCGACACCGACUGGUCGAUUGACGGACAGUAUGAACUCGCCAAGCAAAAGGCCCACGCCCUUCUCUCACCACCAGCGCCCGUCAAGUCGCUCAUCUUCUCCGAGUUUGGCACGCGACGACGACGCAGCUUCGCGGUGCACGACUUGGUGAUGCGCGGUCUGAUUGCGGGGCACGAGGAGUGGAAGGCUGCCGGCGGCCAGGGCGGUUCUCUGACGGGCACGAGUAACGUCUACCUCGCCCUCAAGUAUGGUGUCAAGCCUUCCGGCACCAUCGCCCACGAGUGGAUCAUGGCGAUUGGCGCGACGUACGGCUACACGGGUGCGAACGGGCGCGCGAUGGACAUGUGGGAGGAGAUCUACCCUGCCAACUCGAACGGCCCACCCCUCAUCAUGUUGACCGACACGUACACUGCCAGCGUGUUCUUCAAGGACUUCUUGUCCGACCCUGCGCGUGCUCUACGAUGGAGCGCACUGCGCCAGGACAGCGGAGAUCCGUUCACGUUUGUGACCGAGGCCAAGGAGGUGUGGGAGGAGGUCGCCAAGCUCGUCGGCAGCUCGGGCGACGCACUUGCCGGCAAGCGGAUCGUAUUCAGCGACUCUCUCGACGUCAAGCGCGCGAUCGAUCUCCAGCGCGGGUGUGACGAAAUUGGUAUGGGCGCGGCGUUUGGAAUCGGCACGUUCUUCACCAACGACUUCAAGAAGAAGUCGUCGCCCAGCGAGCAGAGCAAGGCGCUGAAUAUGGUCAUCAAGCUCAAUGUCAUUGACGGCAAGGACUGUGUCAAGCUGUCAGACGACAAGGGCAAGCACACGGGCAAGGCCGAGGAGGUUGUGCGUGCCAAGGAGGAGCUUGGCCUCGAGUUGUAGCCGAUGAUGGUGAUGCAUCUGGGGAC